AUUAGAGCGCUGGUUUUUCAGCGAUGUUCCCCGAACCAGCAACUCAUUGGUGGUUGAAAAGGAGUAAUACACAGCGCUGUGCCAUCAGUGUCUGAUUUAAUAUAUAAUGUAUAAAAUUCAGUUUAUGAACAUACACUUGUAUCUUAUUGAAUAUUGUUUAAAGGAAUUUUUUUCUUUUCAUUUUCUCACUUACACUUGCAGUUCCUUCUCGUACCUACAGGGGUCCGCGUGCCCCCGCUUGAGAACCAGUGUUUUAGACUAUUGUUGGCCUUUGACACUUCUCAGGUAAGUACAGGUUAGUAGUUGGUAAUACAAAAGUGUCACCUUUUUACAUGAGUGAGAAAAGAAGUAUAUUUCUGCUGUGAAAAUGUCUUCUGAUCAGAAAUGUCAUAAAUAUAGCCUUUUUUUAUUAAAUUAUUUUGUUGCCUGGCAGGAGACUGGCAGACAUUAAAAAUAUGUUUUUCUAAAGUUUUGUGACUUGGAGCCGUUGAUCAACGAUCCCGUCAAAGUGACUUCUAUCACUUGUCCCAGUGAAAUGCUAAAUAUAUUCAGUAUUAAUCUUUAUCGUAUCAAAGGGCCCCCUUCAGUCCGCUUUCAUAAAGAGGUGAAAUUGUUCUAAACAUCAACAAACUUGAUUUUUUUUCCACGCCUCUUCACUUCCUCUUUGGGUAUUGAAUGUUGCUGAACUAACGACACUUCCACAGCACUCAUUUCUUGGCGUGCCGAUGGAUUAUUAAUUUCCCCAGCUAAUAAUUGAACAAUUUGCUGCUUUGGGGACUGUAAGUUCACUUUAUUUGUUCUUUUUUUUUCCAGCCUGAGAUGGAAGAAAGAAAGCCGGAUGUGGCAGCUGCUACCAGAAUGAGUUAUUGCUUUAUGUAGAAAUAAACUACAUGUUUGAUGUGGACUGCAAUUUAUCAACCGGCUAAAUAAUUGAACCCUCUGUGGUCUUCAGAAUAUCUUUAACCAACGUAACGUUUAGAUUUCUGAUUCCAACAAUUAAACAAUCGGCUCAAUUUACUGUUGGAGUUUGUUUUGGUCACACAGUAUUUUAUCUAUUCCUCAUCUAAAUAUCCGACCCUCUCCUCUUCAGAUGUCCCAUCACCACCAGCUGGUUCUCUCCUGGUGUACUUCCUUCUAAAUAUGGAAACUUUGCUCCACAUUGCUUAUGCAUGUGCACUUGAGAUCUAAACUUCCCAGUGCAGCUCAGCUCGGUGGAAAAAAACACCCACAAUGCCCCUGGUUAUGUUCCAUGACCGCUACUGGGCCACUGCCAGCUGCUCCUGCAUCAGAUGAGCCAUGAGCCACCUGGGGUUCAUAAAUCCGAACCCUCUUCAGUUAUGUCUGCAUGUGCUGUGGACCAAGAGGUCUGAGUUUCCAAGCAACCCUGGAGUGACCAGCAGCACUGACUGCUGUUUGCAUAUCUUCCUCUCCCAUCGCUCCCUCCUCUCCCUCGCUCCUUCCUCUCCUCUCCCUCGCUCCUUCCUCUUCCCUCGCUCCCUCCUCUUCCCUUACUCCUUCUCCCCUUGCUCCCAUGACUCCUCGCUCCCUCCUCUUCCCUCGUUCCUUACUCUCCCCUUGCUCCUUCUACCCUCACUCCCUCCUCUUCCCUCGCUCCUUCCUCUCCCCUCGGUCCCUCCUCCUCCCUCACUCCCUCCUCUUCCCUCGCUCCCUGACUGAACUUGAUUCAGUGAGAAACUCACUCAGUUGUUCUGCUCUUGACGUAUAAAUGCCGUCAUGAGAUUAUCUGGUGCAGGAUAUAUGGUAAUGGGAUGUUACUGAGAUCACAUUAAGGCUUUGCACCACCUGGGUCCUACAGGACGAGUCCACUUCAGGUAGAAAUACUCAUCUUGAAGAAAAGGCACUCUGAAGCUUCACGAAAACAGAAUGAGAAAGAAAUCCCAAUUUAAUUUGGAAAUGAUUCCUUAUUCAUUCAUAUUAAAUCUUCCCCUAAUGGUUCCCUGCUUAGCAGGCUAGUGAUCAUUCCGGGCUGCUCGCAUCACGUUGUGCCCAUGGAGACCUUCGUGCGUCAGGUGCUUUGGCUAAUCAUUGAUGGAUCUGUGGAGGCGGCGUGUGGCGGGUUCACAGCUGGUUGCCUGCACUCCGCAGCCCGCUAUAUAGUCCCUGGCCGCCCGGAGCAUGGCUGAAUGACACAUCGAGGGUUCCACUGGACAUCGGAGGGCAACAUGAGUGGUCCGCUCGCCCUUUGGACGUGUCUCGCCCUCCUCGCCUCUGCGGCCGCAAAGCCGAACGCCGGUUUGAAAACGUGGGGUCGUUUCAGUAAACUGCCCUAUCCGGAAGACAAGGCGUUCCUCUACGAUACCUUCCCCAAGGACUUCAUGUGGGCAGUGGGCACGGCGGCGUACCAGGUGGAGGGCGCGUUUGAUAAGGACGGCAAGGGGCUCUCCAUUUGGGACACUUUUACGCGCGGUGGGAACCGAAUCACCACCGGGGACGUGGGCAGCGACAGCUAUCACAACAUCCACAGGGACUUGAGAGCCAUCGAGCAGCUCGAGGUCACCCACUACCGGUUCUCCCUAUCCUGGUCCAGGAUAUUUCCCAACGGCACCCGCGGGAGUUACAACGAAAUCGGCACCAACUACUACCGGACGCUCAUCAAGAAGCUGAAGGAGCGCCACGUGCAGCCGGUGGUCACGCUCUACCACUGGGACCUGCCGGACCACCUCCAGCAGACCCUCGGCGGCUGGAGCCACCCGGAGCUGGUGGGGAUUUUCAAGGACUACGCCGAUUUCUGUUUCCAGACCUUCGGGGAUGAUGUGAAGUAUUGGAUCACCAUCGAUAACCCGUUUGUGGUGGCGCGGCACGGGUACGGCACCGGAGUGGUCGCUCCCGGGAUAAAGAACGACCCCGACCUCCCGUUCCGUGUCGGACACAAUCUAAUCAAGGCUCACGCGGCUGCAUGGCAUCUCUACGACCGCCACUACCGCCCCCGCCAGCAGGGCAAGCUCUCCAUGGCGCUGGCCUCCCACUGGAUCAAGCCCAGCCGCACGCGCCGGGAGAGCCUGCGGGAGUGCCAGUGCUCCCUGGACCACGUGCUGGGCUGGUUCGCCCGGCCCCUCUUCAUCGACGGAGACUACCCCCCCUGCAUGAAGGCGAGGCUGGGCUCGCGUCUGCCCUCCUUCACCCCGGAGGAGAGGGAGCGGGUGAGGGGCACGGCCGACUUCUUCGCCCUGUCCCACGGGGCGGCCCUGAGCUUCCAGCUCAUCAACGACAGCCUGAAGUUCGGGCAGAAGGAGGAGCUGGACCUGAGGAUGCUGCUCUACUGGGUCAAUGCCGAGUACAACAGGCCGCCCAUCUUCGUGGUGCAGAGCGGUUGGUACGUCCUCGGCAACACGAAGACGGAGGACCCAAAACACAUGUACUACCUCAAGAGGUUCAUCGCAGAGGCGCUGAAAUCCAUCGUCCUCGACGGCGUGAACUUGAUCGGCUACACGGCCUGGUCGCUCAUCGACGGCUUCGAGUGGCACCGCGAGUACGGGAUCCGCCGAGGCCUCUACUACGUGGACUUCAGCACGCUGGACAUGAAGAGGGAGCCCAAGACGUCCGCCACCUUCUACAGAAACGUCAUCCGGAAGAACGGUUUCCCAGAACUCCCAGAGAACACACCAGCACAAGGAAUCUUCCCGUGUGAUUUUGCCUGGGGGGUCUCAGCCAACUCCAUACAGGUGGAGACCACCCCCAGCCAGUUUUCAGACCCCAGUGUUUACUUGUGGAACAUCUCCAACAACGGAGAGCUGAUGAGGCUGAAGGGCUUCAGCGUGCCGCCGGUACGCCGAGCCGCUCACUGCGCCGACUACGCCUCCAUCCGACAACAGGUGGAUGAAAUCCGGCGAGUCGGGGUGAACCACUUCCACUUCUCCCUCAACUGGUCAGCUGUGGUGCCUACGGGCGACGUGGCUCAUCCCAACACCACCCUGCUGGCCUACUACCGCUGCUUCACCCGUCAGCUGCUGGAGGCCAAUGUCACGCCCGUGGUCACCCUGUGGCACCACACGCGCCUGCGCAGCAGCCUGCCGGCCCCGCUGGAAUCCACCAACAGGUGGCUGAACAGAGAGACUCCAGAGGCGUUCGCGGACUACGCCAGACUUUGUUACAGAGAGCUGGGCGCCCAUGUGAAGAUGUGGAUCACCCUGAACGAGCCCAACGACGAGACGGUGAGCUACCAGGAGGGUCACCAGAUGCUGCGGGCGCACGCCCUGGCCUGGCGCGCCUACCACCGCGAGUUCAGACACGCACAGGGAGGAAAGGUGUCUCUGGCUCUGCACAUGGACUGGGUGGAACCGGCCUUUUCGUCGAGCCGUGAAGACGUGGAACCGGCUAAAAGGGUUCUGGACUUCCGCGUGGGCUGGUUUGCAGAGCCCAUCUUCGGCAGCGGGGACUACCCUCUGGGAAUGAGGAGCUGGCUGCGGCAGCUCAACUCACUGGACCUGCCAGUGUUCAAUGAGGAGGACAGGCAGCUGGUUAAAGGGACCUAUGACUUCUUUGCCAUCAGUCACUUCAGCACCGAGCUGGUGACGCACGCCAUGGAGGACUCGUACACCUACACAGCCGAGCUGGAGGUCCAGCACAUGAUCGACACCACAUGGAUCAUGUCCCCGUGGCCUGUGGUGCCCUGGGGUCUCAGGAAAGCCCUCAACUGGGUGAGGGAGCACUACUGCGAUGUGCCCAUCUAUGUGAUGGCUAACGGGGCGCAGGAGGACCCGGCCCACUUCAAUGACAGCCUGAGGGUCUACUAUCUGUACAACUACAUCAACGAGGCGCUGAAAGCGUACACUCUGGAUGGCGUGAACCUGAAGGGUUACUUUGCGUACGCCCUGAGCGACCAGCGGGACCCGGGCUUCGGCUUGUACGGCCACGUUCACGAGGAGGUCAUCGUCAAGGCCUCGCUCUCCAACUAUCGCAACAUCAUCCGGCACAACGGCUUCCCUAUUCCGGGCGCCGCCCCGCAGCAGUGUCCCAGCGGGCCGCAGCCCUGCCUCGGCUGCCAGGCGCUGGUCAAGAGGCCCGUGGUGGGCUUCCUGACCCUGGUGGGUUCCGGGGCGCUGGUCAGCCUGGGCCUCAUCAUCUACUACACAGCCAAGAGACACAGAGAGUCUUACUGAGGACUUUAUGUCCCUAAAUCACUCAAGAAAACAAACCGAGCCGGUUGUUGUUAUCGGCUCCAGAUGAUGUGUAUAAUACGUGUAUAAUAUGUGUAUAAUGGCUUCUUCAAGCUGCUUGAGAGUUGAUCGAGUCACCCGACGAGUGGUUUACAUUUCUUUGAGACCUCUUUGCACUCCACCAGAUAAUUUACCCGUCGAAUCCAAAGAAGGAAACCUGUUGUUCUGCUUUUAAUGGGUUGGCAGAACAUCUCAAAAGAAUCUUUUUUUAUAUUUGUAAUGUUUGUGUCGUGACUGUAUUGGGUAUUUCUUCUGAUUAUCUUAGUGCUCAACUUAACAAUACAUCUCUUUAACCCUCCUGUUACCUUUAUAUUUACUGACAUUUUACCCUCGGGGUCAAUUUGACCCCAGCAAUUAAAACCUCCAGAAAAUUAGAAUUAAUAUUGUUUCCCAAGUUUAAGUGUGAGGUACUUUGUUUGUUUGUUGACUACCUAAAUAGCCCUUUAAAUAUAUAAAAAAGGUGAUCUUUCAUAUGUUUGACAGUGAAAAACAGCCUGGGGUCAAAUUGACCCCAAAGAACACCGACAUUAAACAUUGAAUGGGGUCAAAUUGACCCUAAGUUAACAGGAGGGUUAAAUAAGAAGAUGAAGACACUUUUACAGCCCGGCGGUUGUAUGCAACCUCAGAGCGCCAUCAGACGGCGCCGUACGCGGGUCGAUGCCGCGGCCGCUCUUGUCAAACUCAUGAUUGCGAUGUAAAAUGUUAAGUUUCAUGUACAGAAUGUCGUGUUUGUUCAUUAAAUAAUAAAGCCCA
Messenger RNA from Pseudoliparis swirei, 5930 nucleotides. RefSeq names its product klotho (gene kl). Gene Ontology annotation, molecular function: hydrolase activity, hydrolyzing O-glycosyl compounds. Gene Ontology annotation, biological process: carbohydrate metabolic process. NCBI's taxonomy places the organism in Eukaryota, Metazoa, Chordata, Actinopteri, Perciformes, Liparidae. The transcript has 14 exons. Bases 2145 to 5120 code for a protein of 991 amino acids. The record is from RefSeq and is a predicted model, not a curated record.